Molecule: messenger RNA, 3133 nt
Organism: Diospyros lotus (date-plum)
Lineage: Eukaryota; Viridiplantae; Streptophyta; Magnoliopsida; Ericales; Ebenaceae
Product: pentatricopeptide repeat-containing protein At1g25360
Exons: 1
Coding region: 286-2721 (811 amino acids)
Biological process (GO): RNA modification
Molecular function (GO): RNA binding; protein binding; zinc ion binding
Source: RefSeq, a predicted model, not a curated record
CACACUUGUAAAUCCGAAACAUUCAUUGAAGAUGUUGAAAUCGACCAAAUAGAGAUGGUACCGUGUUCUUAGAAUAUUCGAACCAAAUAGAAAUGAUAUCAUGCACUCCAAAUGUUUGAAUGUUAAUUUUGUUGAAGUAAUAGGUUAAGCGCCGGAAAUAGGUUAAAACGUAAUGGGUUCGUUCGGGCGAACGGUCCUAAUAACGGUCGUUGAAUGGAACAAUAUACUUCGCCAGCCAGUCUAAUCUUCUUGGGAGGAAAAACAUGAUUUCUAACCGUUACAAACAUGAGCAAUGUCGCCGCCGCAUCCUUAAACCUCACGAGAAACCUCCGCCACGCAGACACUCGAGGGGCGGCCAACCGUUACGCCGCCCAGCUUCAGCUAUGCUGUCCACAGGGCCCCGCCUCGUAUUCCCUUGCCCGUUGCGUCCAUGCCCAUAUGAUCGCUUCUGGGUUCAAGCCACGUGGUCACAUCCUCAACCGUUUGAUUGAUAUUUAUUGCAAGUCGUCUGAUCUUGUCUACGCCCACCGCCUGUUCGACAGAAUUCCUGAGCCGGAUGUUAUCGCCAGGACGACGAUGAUAUCAGCAUACUCGUCUGCCGGUAAUCCGGAGACGGCGUGGGAGAUAUUUAGAAGAACCCCCUUAAGCGUUCGCGACACCAUUUUCUACAAUGCCAUGAUAACCUGCUAUUUGCAUAAUAACGAUGGCCAUGCUGCUAUUGAACUCUUCCGGAACAUGAGGUGGGACAAUUUUCAGCCUGAUUAUUAUACAUUCACGAGCUUACUUAGUGCUUUGGCGCUAGUAGCUGAUCAGGAAACGCAUUGCCAGCAGCUGCAUUGCGUGGUUGCAAAGUCGGGAACAGGGUCAGUUACUUCAGUGGUAAACGCGCUUGUAUCGGUUUAUGUGAAGUGUGCCUCUUCACCACUAGCAUCUUCAACAUCGUUGAUGGCUGCAGCGAGGAAGUUGUUUGACGAGAUGCGUGUGAGAGAUGAGCUGUCGUGGACGACAAUAAUUACGGGCUAUGUGAGGAAUGAUGAUCUUAAUGGAGCUCGGGAAGUUUUUGAUAUGAUGAAUGAAGAGGUGCAGGUUGCUUGGAAUGCGAUGAUUUCAGGGUAUGUCCACAAUGGUUUUGCACUUGAAGCUUUGGAAAUGUUAAGAAAAAUGCAUGUGUCAGGAAUAAAGCUGGAUGAAUUUACAUACACAAGUGUGCUUAGUGCUUGUGCCAAUGCUGGACUAUUCCUCCAUGGAAAGCAGGUGCAUGCUUACAUUUUACGGACAGAAGAAAACCCUUCAGAGGAUUUUUCUUUUUCUGUGAAUAAUGCAUUGAUGACCUUGUAUUGGAGAUGUGGCAAAGUUGAUGAAGCGCGGAAGAUUUUCAAUAACAUGCCCGUCAGAGACCAUGUUUCAUGGAAUGCAAUUUUAUCAGCAUAUGUGAGCGUUGGGAGAAUUGAUGAAGCUAGGUCCUUUUUCUGUGAGAUCCCGGAAAGGAACCUUUUGACAUGGACGGUUAUGAUAUCAGGACUUGCACAGAAUGGGUCUGCAGAGGAAGGUCUGAAGUUGUUCAACCAGAUGAAAUUAGAGGGGUUGAAGCCAUGCGAUUAUGCAUUCGCAGGAGCUAUUACUUCUUGUGCUGUGCUUGCGGCAUUGGAGCAUGGGCGGCAGCUCCAUGCUCAGCUUGUCCGGCUCGGUUUUGAUUCCAGCCUCUCAGCUGGCAAUGCUCUGAUAACAAUGUAUGCUAGAUGUGGUGUCAUUGAGGCUGCCCGCUCUGUUUUCCUGACAAUGCCUUACGUAGAUUCAGUAUCUUGGAAUGCCAUGAUUGCUGCUCUGGGGCAGCAUGGAUAUGGUGCUCAAGCUUUAGAACUUUUUGAAGAGAUGUUGAAGGAAGAGAUAUUACCUGAUCGGAUAACCUUCCUCACGGUUCUCUCUGCUUGUAGCCAUGCGGGUCUAGUAAAGCAAGGGCGUAGUUAUUUCAAUUCCAUGCAUGCUCUAUAUGGUAUAAGUCCAGGUGAGGAUCAUUAUGCCCGCCUGAUUGAUUUGCUGUGUCGAGCUGGGAAAUUCUCUGAAGCAAAAGACGUGAUUCAGACAAUGCCUUUCGAGCCAGGUGCACCAAUUUGGGAGGCGCUGCUUGGUGGUUGCAGAAUUCAUGGCAAUGUGGAUAUGGGGAAACAGGCUGCAGAACGACUGUUUGAGCUGAUGCCACAACAUGAUGGAACGUACAUUCUUUUGUCAAACAUGUAUGCCAAUGUGGGCCGGUGGGAUGAGGUGGCCAAGGUGCGAAAAUUGAUGAGGGAUCGAGGGGUGAAGAAGGAGCCCGGCUGUAGUUGGAUUGAGGUUGAAAACAAUGUACAUGUAUUCUUGGUGGAUGACACAAGGCACCCUGAGGUGCAAGCGGUGUACAACUAUCUCGCAGAGCUGGGAAGGAAGAUGAGGAAAUUAGGAUAUGUUCCCGACACCAAGUAUGUCUUGCAUGAUAUGGAAUCCGAACAGAAGGAAUAUGUUCUGUCUACUCACAGCGAGAAGCUUGCAGUGGCAUUCGGCCUCCUGAAGCUUCCACCUGGAGCCACAGUUCGGGUUUUCAAGAACCUUAGGAUCUGCGGCGACUGCCAUAACGCCUUCAAGUUCAUGUCAAAGGUGGUGGCGGGUAGAGACAUUGUUGUGAGAGAUGGAAAGAGGUUUCAUCAUUUCAGGUAUGGCGAAUGUUCUUGUGGCAAUUACUGGUGAUCCAGAUUCCAAACAACUUACCAGCUCUUUGUCUAAGGGAAGGAAUCAGCUUGAGAAGGAACGCUCACCAGCAGAAUGAUCAUUCAUUCCACAGAUUGAUUUCUUACAAAGUGUUUUGAAGAUAUUACUGCACAAUCAGAUGACUUUCACUUGAUGGCCUUGAGGGUUAUUAAAUCUGGCUUUCAUGCUAAGACGAUAUUUAUUAGUUUAGGGUUUAAGGUUUCUCUUAUCGUUACAUUACCCAAGUUAUCAAAUAAUCCAGUAACCAGAGGACAGGGAAUUUUGUUUGUAUAUGCUUGGAUAUGUGACUGAAACCAAGGGGUUUCAAAACUAUAAUUACCCAUUUGUGUCAAUACUUUACUGUGGUCUGAGCCACUUGUUCUUAGUCCAAAAUUUUCUGAUAUUGUUUCUA